UUUGACAGAUGUCACAUAUGUCAAGCCAGGAACGAGUUUGUUUAUUUGGCGUGCUUUUCUAGUUUUCUGUGGUUAUUUUGUCUCUCGAUAUCAAAUUAAAAUGUUAGAAGGAUGGUACUGUCGGACUUUGGCGAACGAGCAAGCAGCGGCAUCUCAGAAUCACCAGGACGACGACGACAACGACCAAGGAGACUCAGGAUCAGAAGAUAGCCAGGAAGGCGGACAGAACUAUAACAGUCAAGUGGACUACAAGGCCCAGUACCGCUAUUUGAAGCAAAAAUUGAAAUUUCUGCUUUAUGAAAAUGAGUUUUUCCAAGACGCGUUGCGCUCAAGCCAAAGGCGAUUGCUGAAAGUAUCCCGGGACCGCUCGUUCCUCCUAGAUCGAUUGCUCCAGUACGAGAAACCGGAAAACUCCUCGACUGAAAGCGAGGAAACUGAGUCCUCAGAUGACGAUGCCGCCCGAGCAGAGUCUAAGAAACGAAAAUCAGAGGCGAACGGAAAUGCGUCGAAGAACCAUCAGCCGAAAAGGCGGAAGAUGACCAAAUCAAAACAGCAAGCAGUCCAGCCGCCAGCCCCUUCGAGCCAAACAGGACCUCCGCCAGACGGGCACAUGACCGCGGAAGAGGUGGAACGACAUUUGCAGUCGAUACAGUCCAUCACAGAGUUGGUACCCGAACGAGCGCCCGCCACAGUGCCCAAUGAGAUGUUCAGCAACGAACCUUCCUUGGACAGUGAAUCGAAUGAUCAACUCAUUGAGACGUCGCCGAGUAACAUGGGCGAGGACUGUCUGAGCGUGGACAUGAAUGCCAUCAACCAGCAGAUGUGAAGUUAGUGGAUAAAGUGGUGUCAACUCAUUUGAUUUUGUUUAUAAUUAUGCAUAAGGCGCAGUAAAGAUUGGAAUUUUAGAUUAUUUCA
This is a messenger RNA of Hermetia illucens (black soldier fly), 915 nucleotides long. RefSeq lists its product as uncharacterized. NCBI's taxonomy places the organism in Eukaryota, Metazoa, Arthropoda, Insecta, Diptera, Stratiomyidae. The transcript is spliced from 4 exons. The record is from RefSeq and is a predicted model, not a curated record. Gene Ontology annotation, biological process: chromatin remodeling. The coding region runs from base 101 to 826 and encodes 241 amino acids. Gene Ontology annotation, cellular component: Ino80 complex; nucleus.